AUGAUCGGCCCAACUUUUGAAUGGGCUAGGGUGCUUGGGAACCUCUGGGACGUAGCUACCAAGGCAGAUGACCCGUCACACCCUGCCCUUCCUCAGACCCGGCCCCGCAUUCUCACUCCUUCACCUUCUCGAGAGUCACUCGUCGAAUCCGCUGCUUCUGCGACAGCAAACAGCGCCUUCUUCCAGAAGCUCCCGCCUGAGAUACGGCUCAAGAUCCUAAGAGAAGCCUUUGGUGACAGGACCAUCCACAUGGAUCUCUAUUUCGACUACCCGAUGAAACCACUCAGUGAGCGCCAACCGAACCGCACACAAAGAGUUGGCGGCGCCCGGAUCCCCCCACCAGAGCCCCGAUGGGGAAUUGUAAGGGCCCAAAGGAAAAAAUGGCAGUGGUUGAGUGGCGAGUGCUAUCGCAGCUCGCACGCCCCGGCUCCGGAUCUGGUGGAGCGUGAAAUUGGUGACGAUAGCUGCUUCCCGGGCAUGACGGAUUGUUGUGAAAUAUUCCAUACCAGCAUUGGUGUCCGCCCAGUUGGGGUUAUGGGCUGGUUGUUAUCAUGCCGCCUGGCUUACGCCGAGUGCAUCGAUGUGCUCUACGGAACGAAUACAGUAUACAUGACUGGUAAUCCCUUGCUUCAGCAGCUACAAGAUGUGCGAUACGGACCGGGUACAAUACACAUGGCUGGCCCCGUCUUACCUCGACUACUACCAAAUGUGCUCCUCCCUAAACGACUCGCCAGUAUAACAUCAGUGAGAAUUCGUUGGACGUGCAACCCUUUUGACAGUGAACCGUAUGAACCAUCGCUUUACGGAGUCUCAGCCUUUAACAACUUUCUAAAGGACUUGCCGAGGCUAUUUCCGCACCUGAGGAAGCUACACCUGUCGUUGGACGGCAAAAUGAUACCUAGUCCACAUGUAGAACCCGACCGGCUCCGCGAAUUGAUCGAGUCAGAUAUUAUGAUACCGGUUGAUGACAUGGUUCGCAAUCUCGGCCCGCAGAUGCAAAAGUGUUGCAUAGCUAUUUCUGCUUUUCUGUACUUUGCGACGAAGUACAAACCUAUGAACCCUGGGCAGCAAUUAUCUCCCCAAGAGCGACACGAAUGGCUUCACGCUUGGCGAGAACUUCCCGCAUCCAAUUUGACGUCUUUACAGCAGAGCGCUCAUUUGAAAGGGUAUGCGAUUCGCAUUGGGCAAUUAGAUAUGCCUGUGCAAUUUAUGAUCCCACCAGGGUACGGUGAUUUCUAA
Messenger RNA from Pseudogymnoascus verrucosus, 1239 nucleotides. RefSeq lists its product as uncharacterized. Lineage: Eukaryota; Fungi; Ascomycota; Leotiomycetes; Thelebolales; Thelebolaceae. The transcript is spliced from 2 exons. Bases 1 to 1239 code for a protein of 412 amino acids. The record is from RefSeq and is a predicted model, not a curated record.